Diaporthe batatas is the source of this 2101-nucleotide messenger RNA. RefSeq lists its product as uncharacterized. The record is from RefSeq and is a predicted model, not a curated record. NCBI's taxonomy places the organism in Eukaryota, Fungi, Ascomycota, Sordariomycetes, Diaporthales, Diaporthaceae. The coding region runs from base 188 to 1747 and encodes 519 amino acids. Gene Ontology annotation, cellular component: mitochondrial inner membrane. Gene Ontology annotation, molecular function: oxidoreductase activity, acting on NAD(P)H, heme protein as acceptor. Gene Ontology annotation, biological process: heme A biosynthetic process. The transcript has a single exon.
CGCCAAUCAGCUCACUGGCAAAAAGUCAUUGAUGAGCUGAUCGACCCGGUCUUUCGAGAGUGCCCGAGAAUCGGGCAGGCCCUUUCGACUUUCGUGAUCCAGUGCUUCAGCGUCUUUCGAAAUCAUCCAAUGGGCCUGUGCUCUGGAAAGACACUGCUUCUGAAGUCGCAUCUCUGAUCCGGCGGCCAUGGCAUUUCUCCAGCCAGCGCCAAUCCGCCGUGCCGGCCUGCGAGGGCUGGCCAACCAGCUAUCGCGACUGUCGUCGCCCUCGUCCUCCUUCUCAACCUCCUUCUCGACCUCGACCUCGACGGCUGCCUCGCCCUUCGUCUGCCGCCAGUGUCUCAGGACCACCGGUCAGAAAACACCUGCAGCUCCCUCUCUGAUUGCCUCCCUGGCUCGCUCCCGGACCAUCCAACAGCUCCAGCGCCCGCUCUCUUCUCCGGCCCGAUCUCUCAACACCACCGCCAACAAGAAGAGCACCGUCUCUCCAGCUGCGAGUCUCGAAUAUGCCGCCGAGCCGGCCUCCGGAUCCAACGACAAGUCCAAUUCAAAGAGCUCUUCUUUCCCAGAUACCAGCUCCAAGUCUGUCGCCUACUGGCUGCUGGGCAGUGCCGCCAGCGUCUUUGGCAUCGUCGUCUUUGGUGGCCUGACCCGCCUGACCGAGUCUGGCCUGAGUAUAACAGAAUGGCGUCCCGUCACCGGCUCCCUCCCUCCCAUUUCCCCCGAGGACUGGGAGUCCGAAUUCGCAAAGUACCGCGCCUCGCCCGAAUACGUCAAGCUGAACCCGCACAUGGACCUUGACGAGUUCAAGAAGAUCUACUUCAUGGAGUGGACCCACCGCCUCUGGGGUCGCGUCAUCGGCAUGACCUUCGUGCUGCCCACCAUCUACUUCAUCGCCCGCAGGAGGGUCACCAAGCGCAUGGCCUGGAACCUCGUCGGCAUCUCCGCCCUGAUCGGCUUCCAGGGCUUCAUCGGCUGGUGGAUGGUCGCCUCGGGCCUCAAGGACGACCUGUUCGCCCCGGGCGCCCACCCCCGCGUCUCUCAGUACCGCCUGACCACCCACCUGUCCACCGCCUUCGUCUGCUACUCCUGGAUGCUCCUCGCCGGCCUCUCCAUCCUGCGCACCCGCAGGCUGCUCGCCGACCCCGCCGCCGCCUCCAAGCUCUCCAAGGUCCUGUCCAGCCCCGCCCUCGCCCCCUUCAAGCGCUACACCGCCGCUCUGACUGCCCUCGUCUUCGUCACCGCCAUGUCCGGCGGCCUCGUCGCUGGCCUGGACGCCGGCCUGAUCUACAACGAGUUCCCCAUGAUGGGCACCGGCAUCACGCCUCCUCGCUCCGAGCUGUGGGACAAGUUCUACUCGCGCAAGGACGACGGCUCCGACCUCUGGUGGCGCAACAUCCUCGAGAACCCCAGCCUCGUCCAGCUCGACCACCGCAUGCUGGCCAUGACCGUGUGCGCCUCGGUGCUGGCCCUGUUCGCGUACAGCCGCUCCCGCAGGGUCAAGGCUGUCCUGCCCGCCGACGCCCGCAAGGGCGCCAUGGGCCUGCUGCACCUUAUGCUCAUACAGGUCACCCUGGGCAUUAGCACCCUCAUCUACAUCGUGCCCACCCACCUGGCCGCCACCCACCAGGCCGGCGCCCUGGCCCUGUUGACCGGCGCCCUGGUCCUGGGGAGCAGGCUGAGGAUCCCAAGGGGGACCAUGAGGCUGGUCGAAAGGCAGCUCAAGACAAUGCAGCAAAAGAAGUGAUGUGUGCGCGGUAGACUUCUAGAAAUGUUUUUUUUUCGGGCUACGCAUAGCGUUGGAUUUUCAGAUUCAUGACUCAAUCUAGAUAUCUAUGUAGAUAUGUGCGGCGACAGCCCACUGGCAGACAUUGGUUGCCAUUCCGUCCGAACCGGCAAAGUUCGUUGGGCACAAUGAAUCACAUCUCUACUCCUCCAAUAUAAAGAGUUCAGCAUCUCGGCACGCUUGAUACGGUCGGUUGCAGUGAUUGCCGAUACAAACAAAUCUGCCGAAUAGUUACCGCAUCUUGUUGAUUUCAUGUUAGACGCGGUCAAGUUGUGCUCAAUUAUCAUAUGGAGGUUCAAAGAGGCAAUGGACUCA